GAAGAAAUGAGACUAUCUACCUAACAUACAACUAUAUCCUUUAAACAAAGUUCAUUCACCUAUAAAACCCCAAGAAUUUUCAUGGAAAAGAAAUGUCUGGUAUUGAAGAUUUUGUGUGUAACUUGACACUAUUAUUGGGUUUUCGGUGGAUAAUUAGUCUUAAAGGAAGAAGGAAAUAGAAAAGAACUUGAAAGACAAAGAGAAAAGGGGGAAAAUGGGGUACUAUAUUUAUAAUUGAGAGGGAGAGCUGAGCAAGCAACAAUCACACCUCCAUUGUUGCCAAAUGUUGUUAUUGGCUAUUGCCUGUUGCUGUUAAGGCUUUCUCUUUCUCUCAAUGGGUUCUUCUUUGUGAUAUAUAAAUAAAUUUUCACAGAGUAAAAGAAAAGGAGGAAGCUUUAAGCUUUUCUUAAAGCUGAAGCCAGCAAUGGGUUUGAGUAGACCUCAAAAGCCUCCCAGUGGAAUUCCCACUAGAUGGGUUUCUCUCUUUUGCAUUGUCAGUUUCUUCUUGGGUGUACUUGUUGUCAACAGAUUUUGGGAUCCAGUUGAAGUGGAAGAGGAGGCUUCUUCCGCACAGAAACAUCGGAGAAACGAAGUUCAUCCCAUGGUUAUUUGUGAUAAGGAUGUUUCUGUUCGGACAGGGAACAUUCUUUCUCGAGUUUCACAAACCCGGGAUGUAAUUAAUACAUUAGACAAAACAAUCUCCUCAUUGGAGAGGCAGCUAGCUGCAGCUCGAGCUGCCAAAGCAGAUACCGAGGAAGGAUCUCCGGUGGUUACAAAAUCAGGAACCAAGGACUUGAAUGAAAGCCGGAGAGUAUUCUUUGUUAUGGGAAUUAUUACGGCGUUAAGGAAUAGAAAACGAAGGAAUUCAAUCCGGGAGACUUGGAUGCCUCAAGGGGAGGAAUUAAAGAGGUUGGAGAAAGAGAAGGGAAUUAUAAUUCGAUUCGUCAUAGGACACAGUUCAACCCCAGGUGGUGCUUUGGAUCGUGCUAUCAAUGUGGAAGAAGGGCAACACAAGGACUUUUUGCACCUGAAUCAUAUUGAAGGUUACCAUGAACUAUCAAAGAAAACUCAAGUGUACUUUUCUGCAGUGGUUGCAAAGUGGGAUGCCGAUUUCUAUCUUAAAGUCGACGAUGAUGUACAUGUAAAUCUAGGUGUGGUAAGUUCUACACUGGCCCGUCACAGACACGAACCCCAUGUUUAUAUUGGUUGCAUGAAGUCUGGACCUGUUGUGGCACAGAAAGGCAUCAAAUACCGCGAGCCAGAAUAUUGGAAAUUUGGUGAGGGAAACAAGUAUUUCCGGCAUGCAACUGGACAAAUAUAUGCAAUCUCCAAAGACUUGGCCACCUAUAUCUUUGUCAAUCGGCACAUACUUCAUAGGUAUGCGAAUGAAGAUGUCUCCUUAGGAUCCUGGUUUAUCGGUCUCGAUGUUGAGCACAUAGAUGAUAGAAGUCUAUGCUGUGGUACCACUCCCGCUGAUUGCGAGUGGAAAGCUAAAUCAGGGAAUCACUGCGGUGCAUCAUUCGAUUGGAGCUGCAGUGGCAUUUGCAAGUCAUCAGUGAGAAUGAAGGAGGUGCACCAGCGUUGUGGGGAAGGCGACCAAGCCAUUUGGGAUACUAGUUUCUGAAAGCAUAUCAGGGACCUGGGUAUAGCAUAUUUGUGUAUAUUUGAACAAAUUUUAUGCAUCGAACAAUGCCGUCAACCCCGAUCUUUUUUCCUUCCAAUGUUACGGGGCAAUCGGUACUGGAACUGGACUACACUAGUCAUUGCAUGUAUUCUCAUUUCCAGAAAAUGAAAAUGAAGAUGUUUUAGUUUUAAA
Gossypium raimondii (Peruvian cotton) is the source of this 1816-nucleotide messenger RNA. RefSeq names its product beta-1,6-galactosyltransferase GALT31A. Lineage: Eukaryota; Viridiplantae; Streptophyta; Magnoliopsida; Malvales; Malvaceae. The transcript is spliced from 11 exons. Gene Ontology annotation, molecular function: hexosyltransferase activity. Gene Ontology annotation, cellular component: Golgi membrane. The record is from RefSeq and is a predicted model, not a curated record. Bases 425 to 1624 code for a protein of 399 amino acids.